AGGCUGGAGUCUAGGGGCAAAGCGAGGGCAGAUCCUAUGAAGAAACUCUGAGAGGAGGCGUAAAAAGUACUGCUCUGCUCAGUGUACAUACCAGCAUAUGAAUAAGUGCUGAGCACAGUGCUGAAGCAGAGUUUCGAGGCAGCAGUUCAUGGGAGCAGUGGAUCUUAUUUGACUUUUUACCUGCACUUCAUGUGCAGCUGAUCUGCUGUGCAAGCUGGAAAAAAACGCACUGACACUUCUGACAGCUUGUUUUUUUGGUGUCUGAACCUAGACCCUUCAUAUCCACGCAGAGUCAUUCUAACAGCAGGUGUCAACAUGUUGGAGCAGGUUCUGUCAUUCGGCCGCUCCCUGGUGCGCAGGAAAGUGGUCGACAUGAGCAGCCUGGAGGACUCAAAGCUGUGCCGCUGCCUAGGAACCGUCGACCUCAUCGCCCUAGGAGUUGGCAGCACUCUGGGUGCCGGCGUCUACGUCCUGGCCGGCGAGGUGGCAAAGGGCGACUCAGGCCCCAGCAUAGUCAUCUCCUUCUUAAUUGCCGCCCUAGCCUCGGUCAUGGCCGGCCUGUGUUACGCUGAGUUUGGCGCACGCGUCCCCAAGACCGGCUCUGCUUACCUUUAUAGCUAUGUGACUGUAGGAGAGAUCUGGGCCUUCAUCACGGGUUGGAACCUCAUUCUCUCCUAUGUGAUUGGUACCUCCUCAGUUGCCAGGGCUUGGAGUGGCACAUUUGAUGAAAUCAUAGGGGGACACAUAGAGGUAUUCUGUAAGAACUACUUCAGAAUGAACUCUCCUGGUUUGGCUCAGUACCCUGACUUCUUUGCCGUCUGCCUGAUACUGCUGCUUUCUGGACUCCUGUCGUUUGGCGUGAAGGAGUCAGCCUGGGUCAAUAAAGUCUUCACGUCAAUCAACGUGCUCGUACUCUUGUUCGUCAUCAUCUCCGGCUUCGUCAAAGGAGACACACACAACUGGAAGAUAACUGAAGAAUCCCUUAUAAAUGUCACCAUAGUUACAAGGAACUUGACGGUGACGGCCAACGUGAGCAGUGAUUAUGGAGUCGGAGGAUUUAUGCCCUACGGCUUCAGUGGGACCUUAGCUGGGGCUGCCACCUGCUUUUAUGCUUUUGUUGGAUUUGACUGCAUUGCAACUACAGGCGAGGAGGUGAAGAACCCUCAGAGAGCCAUUCCCAUCGGCAUCGUGGUGUCACUGACCGUGUGUUUCCUGGCGUACUUUGGCGUGUCAGCCGCACUCACGCUGAUGAUGCCCUACUACCUGCUGGACGAGAAGAGUCCUCUGCCCAUGGCUUUUGAAUAUGUGGACUGGGGCCCUGCAAAAUAUGUGGUCGCUGCAGGUUCACUGUGUGCCCUCUCCACCAGUCUGCUGGGCUCCAUUUUCCCCAUGCCUCGUGUAAUCUAUGCUAUGGCACAGGAUGGGGUGCUUUUCAAAGUCUUAGCCCGAAUCAAUCCUAAGACGAAGACCCCACUUAUUGCCACUAUGACAUCUGGUGUAGUAGCAGCCAUCAUGGCCUUCCUGUUCGACCUAAAAGCUCUGGUUGACAUGAUGUCCAUUGAAACUUUGCAGACUUAUGAUCUUUAACCCUUGACGCCUCCGCGGUCCAGGUACCAGCCAGAUGGAGUCCUAGAGCGGCGGGCAGGCACCGGUGAGAGGGACUACCUGUCCUCUGUGGAGGGUGAGUCUGAACUGACAGAGUCGGAGUCCCACCUAAACAUGCUGAAGGGUGGCAGCUCCACCCUGCAGACUGUCCUGCACCCUCCCGCCUCACCCUCUGAGCAUUCCUCCAGUGUGGUCAACAUGUCCGUCUGUGUGCUAGUGCUGGUAGUGUGCGUGGUCAGCUAUCUCACCACGUACCACAUCUACUCCAUCCUUGGUAUGGAGGUGUGGAUCCUGGCGUCGCUGUCUGUGUGUCUCCUCAUCUUCAGCGGCUGCGUCUUCAUGGUCUGCCGACAGCCUCAGACCAGCACCAAGGUCUCCUUCAUGGUUCCCCUUCUGCCUUUUCUGCCCAUUCUGAGCAUAUUUGUCAAUAUUUACCUCAUGGUUCAGCUGAGUGGAGAUACCUGGAUACGUUUCUCCGUGUGGAUGGCUGUUGGCUUCCUGAUCUACUUUGGCUACGGAAUGUGGCACAGUGUGGAGCGCCAGCGCAAACUCCAGGGUCCUUUAAACAGCAGCAGCACCCAGAAACACAACAAGACAGGCGGGGAGAAGCCGGUUGGUGUGGGUGCAGCGGGAAAAGACCAGGAUAGUUUGAUUUGCCCAGAAAAGACCAGCCGGUGUUAGAGUGAAAGAUUCUGUGAGGUGACAGAUGCAUAAAAGCACCCAGCAGCUCUGCCUUGAUGCACCUGUUCACACAGCUUCACCAUGUGUGCGUCAGUCACAAACACAUUCUGUCUGCGAUGGCAGCGUCAGUACUCUGAAUCAGCGGCCACACGAUGGGGAGCCGCUCCGUCACUGUGAUGGAUCCACAUCCCGUUAGGUCCCAUUGCGCUUCAUGGACAGCAUGGAGGCAGAAUUGAAAGGACAGGUAACACACUGGAGGGUGAUGAUCAUUUUUCUUUAACACUGAAGCAGCUGAUACAAGACUGCAGCAACGCUUUUCUCUUUCAUUAUGGACUUUUUAGUACAUGACACACAUUUUGUCUUUUCUGUUAAUUGUUGCAUUUUAAACAGGUUUGUACGAGUGUUUUAAAAAAAAAAGAGUAAAGUCUUGAAAAUCUGUGUUAUCCAUUUAACAGUAUUAUUAGAUUUCAUUGCACCAAUUAUGUACUACUAUUAAGAGUAAUUGUCUUUGACAUAAGUGUAGGAUGCUGAAAAAGAACCAACAUUAGUUAAAGAUAUGCUGCCAAUCAUAAAGUUGAAAUAUAUUUUAGAGCUAUUUUGUGCAGAAUUGUUUUUAUUUGCAUACAUGUGAAAUUGGGAUUAUAUGUAUAAAAACACCAUCAAGACGCCGCCACAUUUAGACACAAUGUACAACAUGUCAAAUAGUUUUGUCGGCACUUAACAUGUUACCACUCGGCUAAUAGAAGUAGGCCAUAAGUGCUGGUGGAGAAUGUCAGGCUUUUGUAGGUGUUAUGUAACAGAUCAUAUCAAUCUUUGCUGUACUUAUUGAGGUAGCUGUAGCUGUUGUGGUGGCUUCAUCCAGGACAGGUUUACUUUUUUUUUCUUUUUUUUUUGCUUGGGUUUGUUUUAUCUACGAACUGUUAUAAUCUGAAUAUGAAGAUUGUUAUUUGAUACGGAACUUUACUCCAAAUGUAUUUUUAGUAGUAGUAUCUUUCUAUCAGAUAACAUCUUGCUGUAUUUUCCUGUUUGUCUGAUACGUUGUGCUAUUUUGAUACAGUUACAGACAUGCUGUUAUUAUAACCUUCAUGAAAUGAUUAUCUCUUAAGCAGAGUACUUUGCCACCUAACAAGAAGCACAACAAUUAAUGACAAGUUAAAGGGGUUCCGCCAUCCAUUCCGACAUACCCCCACUCCGACAUUGAGGUCUAAUUGUCGGAGUGGCGGCACUUCCAUUCUUUUCAAACCCACGACUCUGACAAUUUUUGUUUCCAUUAGGGUUAGGGUUAGGGAUUAGGGUUAGGGAAUAGCAGCAUGUUGGAAUAGCGGCAUGUCUGAAUAGAAGCAUGUCGGAGUGGCGGCAUGUCGGACUAGCAGUGUGUAUCCAAGUUAAAGUAUUACUGUAUAUAAACAAAGGUAUGUCUUGCCACAUCAUUUAGAUGAAUUGGGGCAUUUAUUUUAGGUUUCUUCUCUUGUGUUCAGUGUCUUUCUUCAAAGCCUGGAGUCUGUGAUGCUUUAUAACCGGCUUGUACUGAACUGCAUGAAGAUUCAGUGCUUACAUUCUUUCCUCUGAGCUUUUCAGGGCCCACCCUUGUAAGGCUCAGUGAGCUCUAGUUAAAAGUAAAAACAUGUUUGCUGUACUGCCAGUUUUUACACCAAUCCUACACUCGCUGAACCUAGGGGUUAAUAACAUAUGUGUACAGAGUCAAACGUUCUCUGGGAUAUGUUUUCAAGCUAAUCGAAUGUGUCUCUAGCUUUAAACAAGCUACCGCAAACAGGUGGUUAGCUGCUUUAUGAUCUAUCUUUUUAAUAAACUGUCUGUACACUUACAAAGUUCUGAAUGUUUCGGUUUACAUGUAGGGACUCUCAUUAUGCUACCGUUGAAGUGUGGUGCUAUUUUGAGCCUUGUGGUAUAAAACAGCGAUAUACCAUUUGCCCCGAAAGCUAGCGUUAGCAGCUAACCACCGAUUUGCGUUAGCUUGUUUCAAGCUAGAGACACAGUUGAUUAGCAUGAAAACAUAUGCCAGAGAACGUUUGACUCGGUACACAUAUGUUAUUAACCCCUAGGUUCAUUUUGCGUUGAAAUAGUCCUUUAAGCGGCCACAUACUGAGGCUGUAGGAUGUUGGGGAUUGAUGGGUUGAUAUGUGCAGUGUGGUGGUUUAAAUGAAUGUGGAACAAAUACAGAAGCUAGUCUCAGCAGGAGUAAUGUAAGGUGAGGUUCUACUACACUGAACCUCUACAUUAAUAGUGUAGAGUCUUCCAGUGAGGUUACAGGCUAUAAAGUACAUAGAAGUAACCAUGAUGUCAGUAUCAUUUGUUACCAACUGCAGACUAGUACAAUAAAUGUAUUUUCCAGUAA
This is a messenger RNA of Perca fluviatilis (European perch), 4642 nucleotides long. It is a transcript of the gene slc7a2, whose product is annotated as solute carrier family 7 member 2. The transcript has 12 exons. Gene Ontology annotation, cellular component: plasma membrane. Lineage: Eukaryota; Metazoa; Chordata; Actinopteri; Perciformes; Percidae. The record is from RefSeq and is a predicted model, not a curated record. Gene Ontology annotation, biological process: transmembrane transport; amino acid transport. Gene Ontology annotation, molecular function: amino acid transmembrane transporter activity.